AUGCCUGAUAAAUGGCCUGAUGGUUAUAGUGCUGAGAGUGCUACAAGGUAUUUACGCUCAAAGGAUAUCACACCCCAAGGUUUAGCAAACUUUUCUGAGGUAUUCACCAGUCAUGACUUCUCGGAGAAGGUGUAUUUACCCAACCGGAAUGAGUUUCUCUACGAAUUGCUUCUGGAAAGAAUGAGCAAUCUCAAAAACAGAGAUUUCAGAACAAAUGAAACUCUUUGGAAAGUGCUGAUACGAUGCUUUCGAGACCUCGUUGAAGCGAAAGCACAUCGUGUUGUAAGAUCCGUCAAGUAUACAGAGAUAAUAGUCGAGACAGCCAAGGAGAUAGCUUGGGAUGAAACUUUGCAGUCAGAAGGUCUAAUUUCAUCAUUUGUUGAAUCUGUUAAUCUAGGGUUGGAAUAUUCCUGUUUGCAACUUGGUGGUGACCAAAGCGUGGGUCUUCUCUCGAACAUGUUGAAGUGCUCUAUCGCUUUGUUUGAAAGGUCUUCUGCAGAUACAGCGAGGAGUAUAUUGACAAGUGCUAUUGAGCUUUAUCAUCUCUCGAACGGAGCUGUUUCCGGCUUUGGUCGAAAGACGCUGGAGUUGUUUUUGAAACAGUGUCUGCAAAGCAUAUUGAAGUUGUGGGAGAAAGAUAUAGGACAGCCUCUACAAGACUCACUCGACGAAGUUGUUCUGAAAACGGUUUACUGCCUUGAUUUACGUGACAAACUCGCUACUAAUCUGACACAUUUGGCUGGUUCUGAUGUCGCGAUUACCCAUCUGUUUGAGAUUGGUUUGGACCAUUCUGAUGUGGAGACCUCAGAGAAACUAUACACAGCCUUUGCUGCAACUUUCCCUGCCAGUUCAUGUGUGUUUCUGCAAAUAAUAUGCGAUAGAAGUCUCAUCUUUUCCGCAAAUUUUCUUCCCUCGAUCAUUGAGUCGUUCUUGGAAAAUUCCACUUCUAACUGUGAGGGGAUAAGAGUCUGCCUUCAGAAGUCUCCCGAGCUGGCUCCCACCUAUGCCAGCCAGAUACUUGCCCUUGUUGGUAAAAAUGGUACCGAAGUAUCUGAGGAGCUGUGUCAGACGAUAUUAAGUCUUAUUCUGAAGGGAUAUGCUGUUUCUAGGCAGUUCACGUCAUUUCUGGACCUUUGGUCCAUAGCCCUUGGGUCUUCGGAGACCGCUGACUUGGUCGAGAAGGUGAUAUCUGGAGAUGAAUUUGUGCGAAUUAUCGGAAACGAGUUAGUUCUGUUGUCCUUGACACAGUUGAGAUCUUUGCUAAGAGGUUUGAAACUGAGUAUAGACAUAAACGGACCUUCCAGGGCCAAUCAACUUCCAAUCAGAGCGUUGAUGGAGGGAUUUGUGCCUUCUGUUUCAGGCUGUUUGGAUCUCACCAAAGAGAAGAUGGUUAACAGCCACAUCGAUCUACUUGCAAAUGAUUUGAAAUUCAUUCUUGAAGUUGACAGUGGGUCUGAUGAUCUGUGGAGAACCAAGUAUCUGUUUUUGACUGUCUACGACUUUACGACGAUGAUACCUCACUGGGAAGCAGCGGUCAAAGUUAUGCUGAAGUCCAAAGCCAAAUGUGAACAUUUCUUCUACUGUAUGUUCAGAAUCAGAGAGGAAGUCGAAUAUGAUAUUGGCAAGCUGUUCUCCAAAUACCUCAAAUUUUUGACGUCUGAGACUGACAAUCAUAGUUUGAUAAAUGUGGCCAUCAAUAGGUGGAUUGUGGUAUUUGACCAACUCAUGUCUGAUGAUGAGUUGGAAAAGUUUGUGGCAAUAGUUUUUAAGUCCAAAAUCAACCUAUCUUCGAUAUUCGAGAACCCUUUGGCUCUGGAGCUUCCUCGCCUGAGCUCGCGGAUCAUCUCCAAUAUCAUCAAGUUGGCAGGUGAUGCUAGCAAGUCUGAGCAGGUACUUGGCCUGAUUGAUCUAAUUCCUCUGGACGGUUAUUUCAGGAGGCAGAGAGAAAGUCUCAUCAAUGCGUUGUCUGAGUUAUCUAUCUCUAUCGGAGUGGCUCGGUCGAUAGACAGGCUACUGCAAAUUCCAACUUUCCGUUCCAAGAUCGAGGCUGACGUGAAUGAAAUACUUCGUAUUGUGUCCGCUGCUGAGUCCAGCUCCAAGAAAAUAGUUCUCGCAGUUUUCGAAAAAAUAUGGACUCAUCAUUGCAGACAAUCUACAGAGGCUCAGAGUCAGUUGUAUAUCACAAAAAUGUUUGAGACCCUUGAGGAAGGACUGGCAAAGCAAAAGAAGAAAAAAAUUCUUGCGGUCGGCUCUUCUUCGCUUGCUGAGGUGACACUUGUGGUCAUCAGCAAAAGCGCAAUGUUGGGAACUUCGUAUUCCUCGGAAUUGACGAGAGUGUCCAAGGUGAUGUUUGACGCAAUUGGGUCUCAGCUGCAUAAGCCAGAAAAACUCACAGAGGAGCAAGUAGUGUGGCUUUUAAGCUCCUUAUUCUUGUUUUCAGAGGAGCCGGAUUUUCCAGAGGUUGCAGGCACGGUCACAAACAGUCUGGUCAAGAAAACAGAGCUCACCUUCAAUAUCAAGAAAAAGCUGUUUGCUAUACACUCUGUAUCUGCGAGUACCAAACAUCUCAUGGCGAUGUUUCUUGCGCUGGGUGAAGAAUCAGACAGUUUGGACGAGGACCUGGGCGUUUCCUUGAGCGGUCAUCUUACUCGUCUCUCUGCUCAGUCUCAUUUGAAGGCUUUCAAUUAUCUGGUUCACUCUUUGCAGGACGUGCAGACUGAAGAUUUGGCGAACUACGUCAGUUUGGUGGUUGCUUUCUGGUCUACAGCACAUAAAGCUGAUGCCGUUAAUGAAUACCACGGAUUAGUUGCACAGUCUCUCUCUACUCUCAUUCCAGCCCUUGAUCAAAUGUCAGGCCAUGUUGUUCUCAAACUUUUGGAAGGUUUGAAAACGCUUACGUCUAGCAGGACCUGGUUGGUUGCACAGUACUCUCUGGAGCUUAUACUCGCAGCAUCGUUCAAAGUUGGCAUUUCGCUAGAGCUUUAUGGCCAUUUACAUGCAGAAAUCAUCUAUUUGGCGCUUACUCAGGUUUUGUCCAACGUGUUUCUGUUCAACAGAUUCCGUCUAUCUAACCGAUACCAUGUGGUUGUGGCGUCUCUUCGCCCGCUACUCAAGCCACUGUUCUAUUCCAAAGACUCCACACAUAUCAGCGUUGCAUUCUCAAAAAAAUGCGCCCUUGCUUUUCAGAGACUUGUUUCGAACCUCUGUGAGCCUCCAUCGAAUAGCAACUUUCCUCGCCAGAACGGCACACAAUCCUCUCUCAGUGCUCCAGCAACCGUGAUGAAGGGUGUUUUGAGAAACCACUUGCCUAUUUUCCUGUUGAACUAUAUUCACCUUACUACUACCCGCUCUGUUAGCAAGCAGGUGAAAGACCAGCUGGAGGCUUCCAUGUAUGUGGUGCUUGACGUAUUAUCGCCCAAUGAACUGAUCCUCGUCAGUGCAUCUUUAGACUCAGCAGGCAGAUCAACUUUUAGAGGUUUGACUGAAAAUUACAGGAAGUUUGGAAAAUGGAAGGACGAAUGA
Molecule: messenger RNA, 3522 nt
Organism: Kuraishia capsulata CBS 1993
Lineage: Eukaryota; Fungi; Ascomycota; Pichiomycetes; Pichiales; Pichiaceae
Exons: 1
Coding region: 1-3522 (1173 amino acids)
Biological process (GO): ribosome biogenesis
Cellular component (GO): nucleolus
Source: RefSeq, a predicted model, not a curated record